Messenger RNA from Amoebophrya sp. A120, 800 nucleotides. The record is from the annotation of a GenBank genome assembly. Lineage: Eukaryota; Dinophyceae; Syndiniales; Amoebophryaceae.
CUACAGCAAGCUACUGCCCGACGGGAGAGACUUGCCUGAUGUGAAUCUGUUUUCGGAUGCUAGUUUUGCGAAUUGUUGCAAGACCAUGCGAAGCACUAGUGGUAGCAUUAUGUACUUCCGCGGCUUCCCGAUCUGUUGGCGUAGCAACCGGCAGACCGUGAGGGCGUACUCCACGGCGGAGGCGGAGUAUAUAGCUGCUUCCGACACUAUUGUGCUGAGCGAGCAGAAUGACUUUACAGAGUUCUUCAAACCUCUACCCACUGUCAUGGUGGAAAAGCAGAAUGGCUUAUCUCCCUCCCUGGAUGAUGCCAUAUUGUGGAUCGACAACCAGUCCGCGAUAACUACAGCUAAGAGCACAGACAACAAACCGAAAUCGAGGCACUACGCACUGCGAUAUCUCCGCGUGAGAGACGCAGCGAGCCAGAUCAUGUUCUGCCCGACCUACCUAAUGAAGGCAGACGGUCUCACGAAGCUCGAGUGUAGUGUGCCGCAGAGACGCUUACUCUUGCACCAUAUAGAUAACCCCGACCCUAAGUCUUUUAGUUGUGACGCCUCUGACGAUGAGGAUGAUUUAGACACUUUUAUUGAGGGGAAUCAUAAGAAGGGCAAGGCUAAAGUAGGCUAUACUUAUUCGAUUUAUUUUGGUUUCUAGAGGGGGUAUAUAGCUAGUUUACCACAGCGCGCUCAGGAGGGGAGUGUGGUUGGACGUUAUCCAGAUUAGCACCACCGCCGCAGCGAUUGAGGAGGGGCGUUGGUCAUGGAAAUCGAUCCCGCACACACGUAACACGAUCGCCCCAAAU